AUGACCGCUCAGGUGGAUGCGUUUAAGCACGAAAAUAAUGCGGCGACACAUCUCAUUGGGCAAGACUGGCAAAAAUUGAUAGACUUAAUUGAAAGCCGCCCGGAAAAUAGUGAAAUAAAGUCGUUUGACGGUGGAGGAGGAGUAGGAGUAGGAGGAGGACCUCAACAUCAGUAUAGGGGAGAAGACAACGUAUUAAGACCGCUACAGGAUGUUAAAAGACUGCGGCAAAAGGACAUGCCUCUUUUCGGACGGUGUCCGGAAACGGAUAAUUUUUACACCAUCGUUUGCUCAACCUGUUCCAUGAUACUCAUGCCACACGCAUUGAAAGAACACUAUGAAAAGCGUCACGGAGAUAGCAAUAAUAAGGGUGGAGGAGGACACGCGCAUAACGACGAGCAAACGGUCGAAUCCCUUUCCAAAGUUAAAUCAUCUAAUAAAAAGGUGCCACAAAUCAAACCGGAAAAAUCGGACAAAUCAAAAAGGAACGUCAAGUCCGAACCGACUGAAGAUGUUUUCAUAAAAGACUCAACGAAACGUUUAGAUAAAAAUGUCAAAAAAGGAAUGAAAUCGUUAGAUAAAUCCAUAGAAUUAGAAUAUUCAACGGGUAAUCAAAGGAGCGAAAGCAGAGGAGGAAAACAGAAAAACGCGAGAUUCUCUUUAGAACUUCAACCGAUCGUAGCUCUUAGUCCGAUACACGUCGUCGAAAACGAAAUCGAAGUCAAUGACAAUAAUAAAGAAUUACCAAAGAAUAAGAAGAGGGACAAGAAGAAAAGCGAGAGGAAAGCGGAUAAAAUAUACGAUCCGGAUAAGCAUUGCGGAGUAAUUAACGACAAUGGAAAACCGUGCGUGCGAAGUAUUUUAUGUAAAGUGCAUCAGGUGGCUUUGAAAAGAGCCGUACCCAAUAGAACAAUGCCCUAUGACAUGCUAAUUAAAAUAUUGAAAAAUCAAAACGACGAAGAGAAAAUCAAGGCUGAUAACAGUUUAAUUCGAUUGCCCAAGACGGAAAUUGGUGAAAAGAACGGAGAUGUCCAGGCCGGAAGCAAAUCUUGGACGAUCGAACAAACCGUUGUUAAAACGGGUGAACCUCCAAUAAAAAGACUGAAAAUAAAAGAAGAAGUCGUAGAAGAAGACGUAGAUCAAAAUCAAUUUACGUUGCCCUCCCAUCUGGAGGCGUUAAUUGAUGAAACGUUGAAAAAUCUCAAAGACGUGGACGAGAACGAAACGAUUCCCAUAAUGCCGGUGGCACCGAAACCCGAGCCACUCAUAAAAUGGGACAUGGAUCGGGAACCCCUGUCGAAAUCUCCGUCGCCUCCGCCCUCGAUAUUUCUAGAAGAUAUUCACUGGCACUCGAGUCAUCCGAAACCGUUGGCGACGAACACGUUCGGAUGCCGACUGAUAGGAGGUCUCAUGUCGACGUGUAAAAAAUUAGACACUCUGAGAAAACAUUUGCAAUCCGUUUGGACGUCGUCGGCAUCGUCGCCGCAACCCAUGAGAACGGCUUUCAACGACGUGUACAAUUCGAACAGCGCACAAAACACGAACGGUUCGAACGGUAAUUCCAAGGGUAAUUUUUCACUUUGCAAAUACGGUAAAAAACCCAAUCAAAACAAAACGGCGACGAUAAUAAAGAAAAACGUUCAACCCAGCGUCAUGUCGAAAAAUUCCGUGGCAAAACGUAAAAGGAGAUCGAAUUCGAACGGGAUGACGACCGUUCAAAACGCGUCGUCGAACGCAUCCGACAUAAUAUCGGGAUUGCUCAUAAGCAAUCCCGUACCGGUUCAGCGAACGGGAUCCGGUUCAGUUCCUACGAUACCCACCGGCGUAAUACCCGUUAAUUCGAUAACGGGUAACGGCGUCCCGCUACGACUUUUUCAAGGUUCGCUCCCCGUAAUCGCUUCCGCUUCUCCCAAUCAACCGGCAACGUUUAUUCAGCUCAACCUUUGUCCUCCCAAAUGA
This is a messenger RNA of Pediculus humanus corporis (human body louse), 1956 nucleotides long. RefSeq lists its product as uncharacterized. The record is from RefSeq and is a predicted model, not a curated record. The transcript is spliced from 2 exons. NCBI's taxonomy places the organism in Eukaryota, Metazoa, Arthropoda, Insecta, Psocodea, Pediculidae. Bases 1 to 1956 code for a protein of 651 amino acids.